This is a messenger RNA of Penicillium angulare, 1743 nucleotides long. Its product is annotated as DUF3176 domain-containing protein. The transcript is spliced from 2 exons. NCBI's taxonomy places the organism in Eukaryota, Fungi, Ascomycota, Eurotiomycetes, Eurotiales, Aspergillaceae. The coding region runs from base 1 to 1743 and encodes 580 amino acids. The record is from RefSeq and is a predicted model, not a curated record.
AUGGAAUCCCAGAAGGAAGAAAUUCGACUUUCAUAUGUCCCUCUUCACGAUGAUGCAGAGAGCUCAGCGAGGGCUAGGACGCGUCCUUUGUCUUCGGCUGAGCAAGUGUUCUUGCAGUCCCAAGUUAAUAGCUUCUGGGGCACAAGUUGGACAUGGGAGAUUCUGAGCUGUCUCAGUGCAAUGGCUUUCUUUGUCGCUAUUAUUGUGGUUCUCUGGUACUAUGAUGGAAGGUCAAUGCCCGAUUGGCCUUACGGUAUCACUCUCAACGCCAUGAUCUCCGUUUUCAGUACAAUUAUGAAAGCUAGUAUGGCAUUCAUUGUCGCUGAAUGCCUAGCUCAACUGAAGUGGUCGUGGUUUCGUGGUGGAAAUAAGCUAAGUGAUCUGGCAAUGCUUGAUGCUGGAAGUCGUGGAGCAAUGGGCUCUCUUCGUGUUCUCUUUAGGACUGUACCUCGGCAUCUUGUCACAUUUGGAUGUCUAGUUUUAGUUCUGGCAACCGCUACAGAUCCGUUCGUUCAGCAAGUUAUGGCCGUGAAGGAACGACAAAUCCAGGCUCCCGGCAACUCCUCAAUCCAGAGAUGCAAUACGAGUACCUAUACAGAUUAUAGCGAGGGUGCAGGCCCCGGAAUGAACGAAGUUCCUCUUGUAACACUUGGGGCUAUAUAUUCCGGUCUUUUCGAAACACAAACGGCGAACAGCAGAAGUAUUAUGAUGGACUGUCCGACAGGAAACUGUACUUUCCAGACAUAUCAGUCUCUCGGGUUUUGUAGUAGUUGUGCCAACAUUACAGACUCCCUUAAGCUAUCGACCACUAGCGGGGCCAUGCCUACUGAGAUGGAAUACAACUAUACACUACCAAACAAAUUCGUGUUUUCAACCUCUAUAAACAACAUGAAAUUGAUGAAUGCGACAGCGAAUAUUCCUCUAGUCAAGAUUGACACAGCGGGAUCAAAGCCAAUUGUCAACUUUACCGCGAUUAGUGCUGCAGGUUACGGAGUACCACCCCAAAUCAGCGCAACUGAAUGUGCAAUUUUCUUUUGUGUCGAUACCUACGAAGCCAAUGUUGAAGGAGGCAAAUUUUCGGAGAACCGCACUACCUUCUCCACAUCGUCAAACGCCUCUUCUAACGUCCUCGAAGACUUUUCCUUGACGCCAGAUACAUGUUAUAAGAAUGGAACAAGGAUAGAAUACCCCGAGGAAAACCCCGAAGACUGCACCUACAACGUCAACGCCUUCAGUCAACUGUCCAUGUCAAAUUCACUUUCUCCUCUACUGGAAGGCACCGGAUCUCUCGGUAUGGUAAACAGACCAGAAUGGUCCCCAAAGUCACUUAAGGCCCUCUACGGCGAUUAUGGCAAUUUCACAGAAAUAAACGCCGUGUUCCAAUCUUUAGCAACAACUUUGACUAUCAAUGCACGGUCAAAAAUUUGCGAAGAGAAAGUCAAUGGAACCCCUUGGACUGACCAGUCCUUCGUUCAAGUCAGGUGGAAAUGGAUGAUUCUACCAGGAGUACUGGUUUUGUUCAGCGUCAUCUUUUUGGUGAUCACGAUCGUGCAUACCAGAGAUCAAUAUAUUUGGAAAUCUUCACCCUUAGCUCUACUUUUCUCUCAGCUUUUGGUUGAUGAUCCACUUCCGUUGAAGUCUAACCCUACGCUCCGAGAUAUGGAGAAUACCUCUAGAAAUAUGGAGGUUCUGUUGGAGACUACUGCUCAGGGUGUUCGACUGAAGACUAUUCCACGCUCUUAA